CUGAAUCUAUGCCUUGACUCUCUUCUACCUUGCCGCAUUGGAAGAGGGCGCGAUCCGGUUGCCCUCGCACGAGAAUUUACUGUUGAGGCAUCAGCAUCUAUCAGCGAGGGGGAGAUUUGGUGGGAAAGGAAACAGGGGAGAGAUGAAGAAGCCGUCUGAGAAAGCCUCUGGGAAGGGCGGUCAAGCUAAUUCUAAGAAGUCCCCUAACAAGAGAAAGCCGAGUCAGGGUUCAGUUGAUAUAUUUGCUGCACAGUGCCAAGAAUGCUUGAAAUGGAGGGUGAUUCAUACACAAGAGGAGUUUGAAGACAUUAGACAAAAUGUCGUUGACGAACCUUUUUACUGCAACAGAAAGCCAAAUACAUCGUGUGAUGACCCUGCUGAUAUCGAGUAUGAUGCCACUCGAACAUGGGUCAUCGACAAGCCUAACCUCCCAAAGAGUCCAGAAGGCUUCAAGAGAAGUUUGGUGCUGAGAAAAGAUUACUCUAAACUGGAUCCUUAUUACAUAACCCCCACUGGCAAAAAGCUCAGAACCCGCAAUGAGAUAGCGUCAUAUCUAAAAGAGCAUCCCGAAAUUAAAGACGUAUCCGCUUCUGACUUUGAUUUUUCAGCCCCGAAGAUAAUGCAUGACACUAUUCCUGAGAUUGUUGGGAAGAAGGAUUCUGCUAAAAAAAAGAUCAAGAUGUCAAAUGAUGAUAAUCGGGUUGAAGCAUCAUCGUGAGCAGUGGAUGAUGGUCUUUUUGAUUGGUAUGUUUUUUCUGGGACGAAUCAGUUAGAGGCAGUAAGUGAAAGUCAUUUUCUGUCGGUUUUAUUCUGAAAUAUUCUUGAAUAUGCGAAGUUUUACCGCCCAAUCCCUGUUUACCUUGUGUU
This is a messenger RNA of Prosopis cineraria, 867 nucleotides long. Its product is annotated as methyl-CpG-binding domain-containing protein 4. The transcript is spliced from 2 exons. The record is from RefSeq and is a predicted model, not a curated record. Lineage: Eukaryota; Viridiplantae; Streptophyta; Magnoliopsida; Fabales; Fabaceae. Gene Ontology annotation, molecular function: DNA binding; zinc ion binding. The coding region runs from base 143 to 718 and encodes 191 amino acids.